UUCUGUUACAGAGACGCAGCAAAAACCAUGACGGACGACGACCGCCGCCGCAACUGGAAGCUUAACGUCGGAGAGUACAUCGGCGACGUGGCUUCCCUAUGUUUCCUGAACCUUCCUCCUCAUGUUUCCUCGAUUCCUUACCUUCUCGCUGGUUCCGGCUCUCAGAUUCUGAUAUACGAUUUGAGUUCUGGGGAAUUGAUUCGCUCGUUUCAAGUGUUCGAGGGGGUUCGCGUCCACGGUACCACCUGUAGCAGCAGCUUUCUCCGUGAGGCGGAUCGAUAUACUUAUAAGCUCGUCAUCUUCGGAGAGAAAAGAGUGAAUGUUUUUGCCUUGACGCUUGAAUAUGCUUCGAGCUCUGGAAAAACCGACGUGAAUUUGAGCUUGCUUGAUUCUUUGGCGAGGCUUAGCAACUGGGUUUUAGAUGUUUGUUUCUUGCAGGACUCUGUUGGCUCAUUCGAGGAAGAACGUGAGCUUCUAGCAAUUGGUUGUAGUGAUAAUUCUAUCUGCGUUUGGGAUUUUAAAGAAACACGGAUGUUUCUCGAAGUUCAAUCGCCCGAUAGGAGCCUACUAUAUUCUAUGCGAUUAUGGGGCGACAGUAUUCAAAAACUCCGCAUAGCAUCUGGUACUAUUUAUAAUGAGAUUAUUGUUUGGAGGCCAGUUCUGCUUGAUGAUGAUAGGGUUGACCAUCAGCAUUACGGCGCUGUACGUAUGCUUAGGCUUACAGGACAUGAGGGUUCAAUAUUUCGCAUCGUUUGGUCGUUGGAUGGGUCAAAACUAGUCUCUGUCUCUGAUGAUCGUAGUGCAAGGAUAUGGGAAGUUGAUUCUGUGCAAAAUCAUGCUGAUAAUUGGCAGGAGGUUGUUGGCCCUGUGCUUUUUGGUCACAGUGCUAGGGUCUGGGACUGCUGCAUCACUGAUUCUCUGGUCAUCACUGCUGGCGAGGAUUGUACAUGUCGUGUCUGGGGCUUGGAUGGUAAACAACUAGAGAUUGUCAAGGAACAUAUUGGAAGGGGCAUAUGGAGAUGUCUCUAUGAUCCUAGCUCAUCACUUCUUGUUACUGCUGGAUUUGACUCCGCCGUCAAAGUACAUCAAUUGCAUAAUUGUGGUUCUGGAACCUUUUUGGGCAAUACAGGAGCGAGAUCAUCCCCUGAAAAAAUGGAGUCUCUUUCGGUUUGCCUCCCAAAUUCAACACAACAUACUGGGCUCAUGGACAGCAAAAGUGAGUAUGUACGCUGCUUGCGCUUCACACAGAACGAUACCAUGUAUGUUGCUACAAACCAUGGUUUCUUGUUCCAUGCAAAGCUAUUGACAUCUGGAAAUGUAAAGUGGGCCAAAUUAGUUCGCAUUCCCAAAGAGGGGCCUAUUAUCUGCAUGGAUGUGAUGCGUGGAAGAGAGAUGCACAAAUCUUGUGAAUUAGAUGAUUGGGUUGUUCUUGGAGAUGGAAAAGGAUACAUGACAAUUGUUCGAGUUGUUGAUGAUACGUAUGACCCUGUUGUGGGCUUGAGGCAAAGUUGGAAAGCUGGCCCUGAGAGACAGCUCCUUGGCACCUUCUGGUGCAACUCGUUAGGAUUUAGGUAUGUAUUUUCGUCCAAUCCAAGAGGACAACUGAUGCUUUGGAAAUUAACUUGUCCUUUAGCAUCUGAUUCUUCCGAUGCUUCUGGGACCUCUGAUAUCUCUCUUUUGGCUGAAUUCUCCUCUUCGUUUGGAAUGCGAAUAAUGUGUCUGAAUGCAUCUGUUGAGGAUGAGGUGCUUGUGUGUGGAGAUAUACGUGGCAAUAUCUCACUCUUCCCUCUGCCAAAAAGCAUGCUAUCUAACUCAUCUGUUUCUCCGGAAUUGAAGAUAUCUCCAACAAAUUAUUUUAAAGGUGCCCAUGGGAUUUCAACUGUUUCCAGUCUUUCAGUUGCAAGACUUACUUACAACAAAGUGGAAAUCUGCUCGACUGGAGGAGACGGCUGCAUAUGCUAUUUCGAGUAUGAUAAAGAGAGGCAAGCUUUGGAGUUCAUGGGUCUGAAGCAAGUGAAAGAGUUGAGUUUAGUUCAAUCUAUCUGUCAAAAUUUGAGCUUGGCAAAUGACCAGCCAAAUCAUGAAUAUGCGGCCGGGUUUGCAUCAACAGACUUCCUAGUGUGGAACAUAACUAACGAAACAAAGGUGGCACAAAUCUCAUGUGGUGGAUGGCGCCGUCCCCAUUCCUUUUAUUUAGGGGAUAUCCCUGAGAUGAACAACUGCUUUGGAUAUGUUAAGGAUGAUGUCAUUCAUAUCCAUAGACAAUGGGUUGGAAAACAAGACAGCAAAGUAUAUCCUCAGAAUUUGCGCAUGCAAUUUCAUGGAAGAGAGAUACAUUCCGUAUGUUUCAUCUCUAGGGAUACAAAAGCAGGAUUAGAGGCUGAAGAAUGGAGAUCGUCUAAUCGAUCUAGUUGGAUUGCAACUGGGUGUGAAGAUGGAACUGUGAGAUUGACUAGGUUUGCUUCGGACGUUGAAAAUUGGUCAGCAUCAGAGCUAUUAGGGGAACAUGUUGGUGGCUCAGCUGUGAGGUCGGUUUGCUGCGUAUCAAAAACUCACAGAAGUGCUUUGGACCUUACUAGUCUAGCUGGCAGAGGUGGAGAAGACUCUCCAGAUGAAGAUAAUGGAAGUCCUUGCUUACUAAUUUCUGUUGGAGCUAAGCGUGUCUUAACUUCGUGGCUCCUAAGAAAUGGUAGAAGUAAUAAAAGGGAAGAAUCUUCUGUACAUGAAAAUGGACACAGUACUGCUUCAUUGGAAUCGUCACCAGUGACGUUCCAGUGGCUUGCUACGGACAUGCCCCGAAAAAGUUCUCAUCCUUGUGGAAGAAGUGAGACACCUGGGAAAGUUCCGGGUGUUGGUGGCAAAGAUGUCCUGAAUUCAGGGUCCAAUUCUCAUCAAGUCAGAGAAAAAUAUGAAGAUGACUGGAGAUAUAUGGCAGUUACUGCGUUUCUUGUAAAAUGUGCUGGUUCCAGGCCAACUAUCUGUUUUGUUGUUGUGGCUUGCUCAGAUGCCACCCUCACAUUACGAGCACUUGUUUUACCACAUAGACUAUGGUUUGAUGUUGCAUCUUUGGCUCCUUUAACAUCACCGGUCCUGUCACUACAACAUGCUGUUGUUCCUCUUUGCCUCCUUCCUGAAGGUGAUGGUCCAGCUAGUAAUGUGUAUCUUGUCAUCAGUGGCGCCACUGAUGGAAGCAUAGCCUUCUGGGAUGUGACUAAAAACGUUGAAGCUUUUGUAAAGCAAGUAUCAAGCCUCCAUAUUGAGAAGUUCAUUGAUUGUCAGAAACGGCCACAAACAGGAAGAGGAAGCCAAGGUGGUCGGAAGUGGAAGUUUUCGGGCCCAAACAUGUCUAAACAAGGACAAGACAACAAUUUGGUUGGCGAAACUUCCCUAGAAGAUUCAGCAGUGCAUUCUGAACUCACAAAUGGUGUUCCUCACGAGAGUGACGUAAGUAAAAACGGUGAUUCUCCACCCGAGACAAGCAAAGUAGAACCCUCACAUGUUGUCAGGAGAGCUCACCAAUCAGGGGUUAAUUGCCUACACGUUUCUUGCUCACGGAGCUCCCAAAGUCAUGGAAACUGUUUUUCAUUCGAUGUGAUUAGCGGAGGCGAUGACCAAGCACUUCAUUAUCUCUCUUUCGACAUCUUUGACUCAGGCAAGAAAUCAGAAACCAUGAUGCAUACUGGUCAGAACCAAAUCUGCAGUUACAGACUCAGGCUCAUAGACCAUGGAGUAAUGACCUCGGCUCACAGCUCUGCCGUGAAAGGUGUGUGGAUGGAUGGAAACUGGGUAUUCUCUACAGGUCUUGAUCAACGCAUAAGAUGUUGGCAUAUCGAUGAAGAUGGUAAACUAACAGAGCGUGCCCAUGUUAUCAUCAGUGUCCCCGAGCCAGAAGCGCUGGAUGCUAGAACUUGUGGCGAAAACCGAUAUCAGAUCGCCGUUGCUGGACGUGGGAUGCAAACCGUUGAAUUCUCAUCGUAACAGCCCGGUUGAGAUCCAUUUUGAGCUUUCCUGUGGUCCAACCGGAAUCGAGAUGAUUACUAUGUACCAGCGAGAAUGACAUGGGAACAACAAACCCUCAAUACCAUAUUGAUACCAAACCGACCUUGAUUUCUGGUUUGACUAAACCGAGUUGCUGGUUGAGCUCGGUUAGGAGCUGAUUGCAUUGGUGGGCGCUCCCUGAAAUUUCAUUUCUGUCGGUGGUGCCACAUUAAAUUUUGGUGGGGUAGAUCUCUGGUCCCUUUUGUUGUGAACGUGACGUUAUUUCUGAAACCCAUGUGGACCCCGCAUGAGCGCAAACCGGAGCUGUGUUCACGGCAUCAUGUGUCAUGUAAUAAAAGAUGUGGUAAUUUAUUAUUAACUCCACCGACUAGAUAUUUUGAUUUUGUUUAAGGGUGGAAUUAAUCGUGCAUGGGUUUUGCAUAGGGGUGUCAAAACGAGCCCGGCUCGUGAGCUGGCUCGUGGCUCGCCAGAAAACGAGCGAUCUGAGCCGUAAUUUUUUCAGGUCGUUAAAAAACGAGCCUAACGAGCCAGAGCUCAUUGAACACGUGUUCAAUGAGUCUGGCUCGGCGAGCUGGCGAGCUGCUCAACGAGCUGGUAUUUUUUUUAAAAAUAAAUUAAAUUUAUAUAAAAAAACUCUAAUAUAAUUUUAUAUUAAUUUUU
This is a messenger RNA of Tarenaya hassleriana, 4659 nucleotides long. RefSeq names its product WD repeat-containing protein 6. Gene Ontology annotation, cellular component: cytoplasm. The coding region runs from base 28 to 3978 and encodes 1316 amino acids. The transcript is spliced from 21 exons. Gene Ontology annotation, molecular function: protein binding. Lineage: Eukaryota; Viridiplantae; Streptophyta; Magnoliopsida; Brassicales; Cleomaceae. The record is from RefSeq and is a predicted model, not a curated record. Gene Ontology annotation, biological process: tRNA methylation.